AUGGCUAAUGGCUGUAUGAAAGGUCCCGCGGGAAAGGAGCUGUUGAAAACGACAAUACUGAGCGCCAACCUGUCGGUUAACAUGUGGUUACCAUACUGCGUCAUCAGUGGCCAGCAAGCGCUAACAUCACCUUUCCCCAGGGGGAACGACGGCAUGCGUCAUGAUGGAAGUCUCUGGCAUAUCAUGGGGAUGCUUGAACCCACUGUCGAUGCCCGUAUAGCAAUUUCCAACGAGAUACCCGCAAAUACAUCCGCCGGUCAGCAGCGCCAAGGAAAUCUUCGUGAGGUUUUGGACGGCAUGCAUCGUGACGAGAACGGACUCAGUAUCAAAAUGAAGCAGCGCUAUGUCUCGGCCGCAGUCUUUCAAUCCAAUCAAGAUGAGAGGCCGAAAUUGAACAAAGAUCCACAGAAUACUAUCAAGCGACCACCUAUCCCGGUGCAUGUGUGCCGCACGUGUGGCUGGACCAUGCCAUUCCUUUAA
Molecule: messenger RNA, 480 nt
Organism: Exophiala aquamarina CBS 119918
Lineage: Eukaryota; Fungi; Ascomycota; Eurotiomycetes; Chaetothyriales; Herpotrichiellaceae
Exons: 2
Coding region: 1-480 (159 amino acids)
Source: RefSeq, a predicted model, not a curated record